AUGUCAAGUGAAGACACAUGUCAUAAUUUAUUUUUACAAUACUAUAAAGCUUGGGGUGGAGUUGAAGAUUAUAAGUCAGACAAUCUUGGAUUUCCUGAAUUUUUUCAACGUGUACCACAAGAUCAUGAGAUUUUACCGGCAAAAUUACGAGAAGAUGCAAGGUCUGCUUUAUUGGAGAGAAAAAGUAUGGCAUUAUUGUCUAACAAUGAACUACAAGAAUUCUGGUAUCUGUUGGAAAGAUUUCACUCUCCGCCUACAGUAAAUGGUGAGAAAUUUAUGAAUUAUGAGAAUUUUCGUAAAGCUGCUAAAGAAGCAUCUCCCAAAGCAAAGCAGUAUUUCACAGCAUCAAUAUUUGCUAAGUUGCUUCGAGAGGAUGAAAUGUUAUCACGGAUCAACAUUUUAGCAUUUUUCAAUUAUGUAAUGAAGAAAGUAUGGCUUCAGCAAACUCAUGUUGGUAUAUCACUGUAUGAUGUUUGCGGUGAAGGAUAUUUACGUGAAGCAGAUCUAGAAAAUUACAUGCUAGAGCUAAUUCCCACUUUGUGUCAGCUGUCUGAAUUAGAGCCAUCCUUUCAAACAUUUUAUAUUUGUACAGCUGUAAGAAAAUUCUUCUUCUUUCUUGAUCCUCUACGAUCUGGUCGUGUACGCAUAACAGAUAUUUUAGCUAGUGGAUUUUUAGACUCUAUGCUAGAGUUACGUGAAACAACAAUAUCUGAUGUACAGUUAGCAGCUAAUUGGUUUAGUCAUCAAUCCGCUAUACGUGUAUACGGUAGUUAUUUACAACUGGAUGAUGAUCGUAAUGGAUUGUUAACACGUAGUGAAUUAUCACGAUUUGGCAAUGGUACACUGACUGAUGUAUUUCUUGAUCGUGUAUUUCAAGAAUGUUUAACAUAUGAAGGUGAAAUGGAUUAUAAAACUUAUUUAGAUUUAGUACUGGCUAUGGAGAACAAACAUGAACCACAAGCAAUUGCCUUUCUCUUUCGUAUUCUUGAUGUCGGUGGUCAAGGCAAGUUGACUGCAUUGACACUGCGUUAUUUCUAUGAUGGAAUCGAGGAGAAACUACUCGCUUCAGAUAAUGAUCCACCAAGUUUUGAUAAUGUAUUGAAUGAAAUCUUUGAUAUGGUACGACCAGCUAAUCCAGAAUACAUUACAUUAGAUGAUUUAAUCACUUGUGGUAAAGGUGAUACUGUAAUCAGUAUCCUGAUAGAUCUACAAGGAUUUUGGGCUUAUGAAAAUCGUGAAGCAUUCACUUCUGAAUUACCCGAUGAAGCGGAACUUUAA
Trichobilharzia regenti is the source of this 1278-nucleotide messenger RNA. Lineage: Eukaryota; Metazoa; Platyhelminthes; Trematoda; Strigeidida; Schistosomatidae. The record is from the annotation of a GenBank genome assembly.